AUGCGAGCCAGGCUGCCGGCCGGGAGGGCUUGGGCGGGGCGGGAGGGGCUCCCGGGGGGCUUUUGGCCCGCGUUGCUGCUGCUGCUGCUGCUGCUGCUGAGUGCGGGACGCGGAGAGAGCGGCGCCGCCAAGAGAGCCAACAUCGUCCUCAUCCUGACCGACGACCAGGACCUGGUGCUCGGGGGAAUGACCCCGAUGAAGAAGACCCAAAUGCUGAUUGGUCAGUUUGGGGUUACCUUUGCUAAUGCAUUUUCAGUGACCCCUCUGUGUUGUCCCAGCCGCAGCAGCAUCUUGACAGGCUUGUAUCCCCACAACCACUUGGUGACCAACAAUUCCUUGGAAGGGAAUUGCAGCAGCUCUGCCUGGCAGAAGUUCCAGGAACCCUUAACCUUCCCGGUUUACCUGCAGAAGCAAGGUUACCAGACCUUCUACGCUGGCAAAUACCUCAACCAGUACGGGCACCCGAAAGCAGGUGGUGUUCAGCACAUUCCCAUGGGAUGGACAUAUUGGCUAGGUCUGGUGGGCAAUUCCAGGUACUACAACUACACCCUUUCAAUGAACGGCCAUGAGGAGAAACACGGGGACCGCUAUGAAGAGGACUAUCUCACGGACCUGCUCACCAACCGGAGCCUGGAUUUCCUAAGGAAGUUUUCGCACCUUCCCUUUCUCAUGGUGUUAGCCCCACCUGCUGCGCACUCGCCCUGGACAGCGGCUCCUCACUACAAGUCCGCCUACGGUACUCUCCAGGCCCCUCGCGAUGGCAGCUUCAACGUGCACGGGAAGGACAAGCACUGGCUGAUAAAACAAGCAAAGACACCAAUGUCCAACAGGUCCAUUGAGUUCUUGGACCACGUUUAUAGAGCCAGGUGGCAAACUCUGUUGUCAGUAGACGAUAUGGUACAGAAAGUGAUGGAUCAGUUGAAAUCCCUUAAAUUGCUGGACAGCACAUACGUGUUCUACACCUCAGAUCAUGGUUACCACACAGGACAAUUCUCACUGCCCAUUGACAAACGGCAACUUUACGAGUUUGAUAUCCGGGUGCCGUUGCUGGUGCGAGGCCCAGGUGUUAAAGGAAAUCAAACGUACCUGGAACCCAUCCUGAAUAUCGACCUGGGACCGACUUUCUUGGACAUUGCAGGAAUCAAUGCCUCUCAGACCAGCAUGGAUGGUGUCUCCUUUUUGUCCCUCUUGGUGAACAAGACACAGAAAUCUAGGUGGCGGUCAGACUUCCUGGUUCAAUAUACUGGAGAAGGCUACACAACUAAGGACCCCGAGUGUCCGGUCUUGGGACCAGGAGUGUCCCAAUGUUUCCCUGACUGCGUGUGUGAGGAUGCCUACAACAACACAUAUGCCUGUGUGCGAACUUUGAGUGCUGCGAACAUGCAAUACUGUGAAUUUGCCGAUAAAGAGAAUUUUGUGGAAGUCUACAAUCUGACUGCAGACCCCCAUCAGCUUUCUAAUGUAGCCAAGACCGUGGACCCUUCGCUGCUUGUGCAGAUGAACCAGAAGCUGAUACAAUUGCAAGCUUGUUCCGGUGUCAGCUGCCGUUCCUGAGGGUUUGAGGACCAAGAACCCAAGACACCUCUCCCUUUCCUUGUGAUUUUGUGGCCUGGCUUCCUUCUGUCUCCCAACAGAAGCCAACCUGGCGCUGCCUUUUAAUUUAGGAUUGCUCGGUCUUGAACCCCAAGUUUGGAAUUUGUUGUGCCGGAAUAGUAUUGGGGUAAAGCAGAAAGGGAAAAAUAUGGGUGAAGAGCAAACGCUGUCACCCAAGAGUGUCCAAGCUUGUUAUUCUGGGAGGUGAAGUCCACAAGUGGCCAAGGUUGCACAAGGUUGGUGUAACAACUCUAAAAGACACCCUGUGAAAUUCUAGUGCCUUGUCUCCUUUCAUUGCUUAUCUUGUCUCCGUUUGGCCAGGCAGUGGGCAAUGAGGUCUCACUUCAGAGUGAAGAACAUAUCUGACCCAGCCAAUGCUGACCUUCUCAAUUUGAGGCUCUCUGAAUGUUCUUGGACUACAGCAUCCUGCGGCAACUGUCAUCUUUGUGACUACAUACCCCACCGUCCUCUGCUCUGGUUAGAUGAGGGGUGGGGAGAAUUCUUUCCGUUUAGCCAUUGAUUAACACAGAACGAAUUAAUACAGGGUGGUUUACCUCCGUGAUCAUCGCCUUCCUUUCUCGUUCUGGCUGAGAUCUUGGGAGGCUCUGUGCAUCCCUCCAGCGAUCAUGGUGCCUAGUUGGACACUUUUACCAGGUCCUCUUGUGUAGUCCCUGGGGAUUAUUGCAGUUGCUUUGUGUCUUCAUACUGUGAAAAAAAAAAUUGGAAUAAAGCAUUUU
Messenger RNA from Protobothrops mucrosquamatus (brown spotted pit viper), 2330 nucleotides. RefSeq names its product N-acetylglucosamine-6-sulfatase. The record is from RefSeq and is a predicted model, not a curated record. Gene Ontology annotation, biological process: glycosaminoglycan metabolic process. Lineage: Eukaryota; Metazoa; Chordata; Lepidosauria; Squamata; Viperidae. Gene Ontology annotation, molecular function: glycosaminoglycan binding; N-acetylglucosamine-6-sulfatase activity. Bases 1 to 1554 code for a protein of 517 amino acids. The transcript is spliced from 13 exons.